UUCUAAAUUAUUUUAUAUUUGUUUAAUUUAAACUUACAGCUUAGUACUUAUAAGUCAAUUAAAUAAUAUACUCACUGUAUAAAUGGUAUAUAGGGACUAGAACUUUUUGAAUCUUAUUCUAUCUAUUUAUAGUAUUUAAUAUAAAAUCGUUAUGAAUUUGCUGGUUUGGUCAAUUAUUAUUAGUUUUUAUAAUAUGGUUUCAAUCAAAUUUAUACCAAAGUUUGUACUAUGGCUUAUGAAUAUGAAUAAAGAACAUAAAAAAUUAGUCAAUGAAAUAUCAGUUUUAAAAAAUGAACAAUCUCAAAUUUCAAUUGUUAAGGAGUUUGCUAAACAUACAAAAUUACAACGAAGAAUCAACAAGUUGAAUGAAGAAUUGAAAACCCAUAUUAGAGAAAAUUCAUCUAAAAAUUUAAAGAUCAAAUUUAUGUGUAAAAUGUCUUUAUAUGCUUUCUCUGUAAUUUUAAAUUUUCUAUUUGUAUAUUACAACUAUCAUAAAACUGUCUUGAGAGAACUUCCAACUAAUUGGUUUAUACCAUUAUCUUGGUUAGUUAGAUGGCCUUCCUCGCAAGUUGGUACAAUGAGUUUUGUCUUUUGGUAUAGUAUCACUAAUUGUGUUGCUAAGGUGACAACUAAUAAUCUAUUAUGAUUAAAAUAAUAAUUAAAAAUAUUGUUGAGUGAUAACUGAUCUUGUGUAAAUGAAGCAUGUGAAUUUACUAGAACAUUUAAUUUUGUAAAACUAUAUUAAUCGUUAAGGAUUUGGGAUUUGUUUGUUAUAUACUAUAAUUUAAUAUUUUCCAGUUGUUAUAUUUGAAUAUUUCCACUUUAUUUGCAAUUUUUAUAAUUGAGAUUUAUUUAUUCUUAUAUUUAUCAGAGGAAAAUAAUUUUACAUGGUAUUUUAUACAAUAUCUAGUGUUAAUGUAUUAAAACUAUUUUUUUGAUGAUUGUAUAAAAAAGUAUAAUAGUUGAAUAAUUAACUUUAUUUAAGUUAUUCAAUUGAACUGAUAUGUAUAAUGUGAUUUAUUUAUUAAAUUUAAAGUUUAAUCAAACACUUAUUUCUGAAAUUUGUUAAAUUGUAUUUAAUUUGUUUUCUCAUAUACUUUAGAAUAUUAUUAAAUUACAUAUUUUACUUAAUUUUGUUUAAAUUUUAAUCAGUAAUAAUUGUAAUUCUUACUCAUUUUACUUGAGUUAUUGAAAAAUUGUACCAUGAAUAUUAACUCAGAUCAUAGACUCACUUAGGUAAAUUCAUUGUAGUUAUUUUCAAGGUUUAAAAAAAAAAACUUCCUCCAAUUAUAUAAAAUUGUUUGUUUCUUAAUUAGUAAUUACUCAUGCUUUUAUGCUCUAAGAGAUAAAUUUAUCUAUUAUAUAAUAUUAAUACCUAUCUAUAUGAAUUCUAUACGGAAUAGUACAUACUCCAUAUCAAUAUUCUUUAUUAUUUAUAUUCUUUCAGUAAUGCACCUCUUUUAUUACAGUAUUGAUCCAAUACUUGUUAUUUUCCUUACAAUGUAAUAAUUUUAAUGUAUGCAUUUUAUUAAAUAAAUGUUCAUAAAUUUAUUUUUAAUUUUUACCUGAAAAGUUAUUAGGUUAUUAAAAGGUUAGAAUAAUAUUUUAGUAAAUAUUUUUUUUUAUUGUACCUAUUGGUUUUUCAUUAUUGUAUAUUAUAUUCUGUUUAAAGUAUUUAUUUGUUCAGAGGAGUAAACAACAAAAUUGUUAUGGAAAA
Molecule: messenger RNA, 1717 nt
Organism: Rhopalosiphum padi (bird cherry-oat aphid)
Lineage: Eukaryota; Metazoa; Arthropoda; Insecta; Hemiptera; Aphididae
Product: guided entry of tail-anchored proteins factor 1-like
Exons: 4
Coding region: 152-646 (164 amino acids)
Biological process (GO): tail-anchored membrane protein insertion into ER membrane
Source: RefSeq, a predicted model, not a curated record